UGCUGGUGUGCCGGGGCUAGGCUGGGCAAGGAGCUGACCGGACUGAGGUGCGGCCAGGUGGCGGCGCGGGGGGCUCCGGCCUCUGGGUGCUGACCCCCGCCUUGGCCGCUUCCUCCUCCCACCCCCAGCCUCCUGUCUCGCCGUCGCGAGGAGGGGGACCUUGCUGCCGGAACGAUGAGCGCCAACGAGGACCAGGAGAUGGAGCUGGAGGCCUUGCGUUCUAUUUAUGAAGGCGAUGAAAGUUUCCGAGAACUAAGUCCAGUUUCAUUUCAAUAUAGGAUAGGUGAAAAUGGUGAUCCCAAAGCCUUCUUAAUAGAAGUUUCUUGGACUGAAACAUAUCCACAAACAGCCCCAAUCAUAUCUAUGAAUGCUUUUUUCAACAAUACCAUAUCAUCAGCUGUAAAGCAAAGUAUUCUGGCUAAAUUACAGGAGGAAGUCGAAGUUAAUCUUGGAACUGCAAUGACAUAUACAUUGUUUGAAUAUGCCAAGGACAAUAAAGAACAGUUCAUGGAGAAUCAUCAUCCUGUUAAUUCUACGACAUCAAUAAGCAAUAUUAUUUCAGUUGAAACUCCUAAUCCUGCUCCUUCAAGUAAGAAAAAAGAUAAAAAAGAACAGCUUUCAAAAACCCAGAAACGGAAGCUGGCAGACAAGACAGAUCACAAAGGUGAACUUCCACGAGGCUGGAACUGGGUUGAUGUAGUUAAGCAUUUAAGCAAAACUGGUUCUAAAGAUGAUGAAUAAUGAAAGAAACUUGAUACAAGAAACACCGUCUUUUUAAGACAGUAAACUGAAGUCAACAUGUUUGGGUUUUUUUUCCAGUACUCUUCUAUUGAAGUGGCAUUUUAUGAAACCUAAGUUUUUGUAUGUUUCCUAAGUAAUUAGAUCCCAAAUUCAUGCAGAGAUUUGUUGGUAUUUCAUCAUUCUCACAAAUUUGCCUUAAAGGAAGGUAAAACGCACCACCAGGAAUGUUCAGUGUCCUUUCAGAAGCCUGUUCAGCAUUAUAAAUGAUCAGAUAUCAAGAAGAGUACAUAAUGACAUAUGCAGUAUUAGUCUAUACUGUCUUAUUCUAGGGGGUGACUUUUUCUAAGGGAAUUAAAGCCUAGAAUAAAGCUGCUUAUCAAGCAGACCCUUUGCAAGUCCUCAUCUCAAUGGAGUGAAUAGUAAGAGUGAAGUGAUUUGACAGCACGGUCUAGAUGAGUAGGUUUGUCACUUUAUUUAUGCCUUCAUGUGUUCGUUCCCUUGAAUUACUGAUGUUUAAAUUGCUUCUCUUUCCACGUAGUUGACAUUUGUAUGAAGUUACUUUCCCUGUUUUGCUUUUUUCCCAGAGAACUGCUAUCUUCUCACAGAUAAAUCUAAAUUAUAUUUUUCUCAAUAUUGAUGUAUUGAGAGGCUUAAACAUGAGUUUUUCAUAAUAUAUACAUUAAGAAAAAAUAAAACAGUUCUGCCUAAUGCAUUGGAAAUAAUUUUGUACAGAUGUGCUCUCUUGUAUUUAAAAAAAAUCCUUACUGGAUACACAGUAAUGGAGUAAAAGAUGCCUUAAUCUCCUUUAAUUUUUUUAUUGUUGAAGACAUUAAUUUUAAUAAAUUCCUAUUUAU
Molecule: messenger RNA, 1595 nt
Organism: Dromiciops gliroides (monito del monte)
Lineage: Eukaryota; Metazoa; Chordata; Mammalia; Microbiotheria; Microbiotheriidae
Gene: RWDD4
Product: RWD domain containing 4
Exons: 8
Coding region: 175-741 (188 amino acids)
Molecular function (GO): protein binding
Source: RefSeq, a predicted model, not a curated record